Dreissena polymorpha is the source of this 32407-nucleotide messenger RNA. RefSeq lists its product as uncharacterized. Lineage: Eukaryota; Metazoa; Mollusca; Bivalvia; Myida; Dreissenidae. The record is from RefSeq and is a predicted model, not a curated record. The transcript has 106 exons. The coding region runs from base 1 to 31725 and encodes 10574 amino acids.
AUGGCAGAAGCGAAAGAAGAAGAUGACAUGUUACAAUACGAGACUACCGUCGAAGCACUACAGAACAAAGUAUGCAGUCUUCAGAGUCUAAACGAGAAGAUUCUUUCGCUUACCGACGCCAAAUCUACACCGGACGAAAUGCUGGAAUCCGAAGAAUACACAUUUGACCUAGAAGUUAAACUGCGCAAAUUCCAGCAAUAUUUACUCCAAAAAUCUACCAGCAAAGACGCUCAAGUUGUACCAACACAGAGAUGUGAAGCACAACCACAAGAAAAUCAGUCCAGAAACGAAAAUUCAUCGAACAGCUUAAAACUGCCUAUUAUUCUCCCGCGACCCGUUAACAACGUUGUCCCCUCCGCGGGAGCUUAUCAAAACAGGAAGCAGCCCGACUACGCCGUGCACAGCAUUCCGGUCGUGAACAAUGCCCCCUACCUUGCACAACAACUGCUGACUCAGGCGACACCGGCUGCUUCGUUGACCUACAAGCUACCGCGCUACAAAUACCACGCCAUAGAGAAGCAUGCGAUGGGUAAUUCAGCGAUAAUCCUGCCCAGACCGGAUGUGCUUCUGGGAGUGGUACAAAAGGGAUCUCACGCCGGAAACCAAGACGACAUUCUGAUGGAGGCGGUACAAGAGAAUGGUUCAGACGACUCGGGAAGAGAGCACGAUGAUCUCCACGUUGAUUAUACCGGACCGCACGAUUCCCUGCAGCCAGCAUUCAAAGGCGACAACGAGCCGGUUUUCAACAGUGCGCCGGAAGUGGAUGAGAGCUGCGACACUUUCCUCAAGCGCCUGCAGCGCUCAAAACUCCAGAGUCCAAAUGAUUCGUGUAUGCCGUCGGGUCAUGAGUUUUGCUUCGAGGCAGUAAUGAAUAAACGUUACAACCGCUGGAAAAGACGCCGACGGAAAAAGAACUCUGAGCACCGACAGCCGGUCGUCGUUCCUGGCAGCGGCAGCUCUGACGAAAAUGACGAAAGAAACUCUGUUAUAGAACGAAUAAUUGACACCAUGUAUAAACAAAUCCAUGUGCACGUUCCCCAUACCCCGAACGGAUCCAGCGACACGCCGCGCACGCGCAAUCGCCGAAGCCGAGAAAAGGAAUCUUCCACUAAUCUCGUUUCCGGCGACGAUGGUGACGUGGACCCAUCGAGCGGCAAUUAUGACGCUAGUUCGUCUUCUUCAUCGACAGAAGCUCUACGCGUCAAAUACGAUAAAAUUCGACGUAUAGCAGACGGCUCUUCGUACACUAAUGAAACUAAAGUGUAUCCCCCACAGGGCUACCGCGUGCGACCGGAAGCGAGCGCCAGUGGCGCCAUCUCGGAAUAUAUGUGCGCCUGGUCGCACAUUGAACAAUACAAACAAGAGAUACUGCGGCGCCUUAAAUACAACCCGAGGAGGUUGUCAAGCGAAAUGAUAGACUGCGGGACUGAGUGCAACAGUGCGAACGGCUACCUGAACGUCACUUCCGGCACGGCAUGUACGAUUUCCGGCAGCAUCAGCGAUGAGAACCUGAAGGUUUUCAUCAGUGGAGAUGUCACCGUCAGCAACACCGCUGUGGUCAUUAAUUGUCAAUCGUUCGAGAUCAAGAGCACCGGCUUUGUGCGCGUAGACGCAUCGUCCACUAACGUUGAAGGAUCGCGUGACGUCGCGGGCGCCGGAGGAAGCCAUGGCGGUCGCGGAGGAAGUCCCGCCAAUGCCUUCCUGGCGAGUGGUGAUAAUGACCCCUACGGCAGCCUCGAGAGUCCUUCCCAACCCGGACGAAGGGGCGGCGGAACCGGGGCCGGAAAUGGCGGUGGAUCGUUAACAAUCACUGCUUCGUCAUCCGUCACCGUCGAUGGUGUGUUGACGGCGAACGGUGGUGACGCAACCGGAGAUGGCGGCGGUGGUAGCGGCGGGUCGCUUUUUGUCGAUUCCCCUGAAAUUAAGGGCUAUGGUGUUAUAUCCGCUAGGGGUGGAAAAGGCAGUGGGACCGGUGGAGGCGGUGGUGGCGGGAGAAUCUCUCUGAAACAUACAUCCGCGAACUUCACAUACCAGGGGACAACCGUCGUUGAUGGAGGACAGUCUGGUACCACGGCAACCGACCUGAGCAGAUCCGGUACCACCGCCAGUAGCACCACCUCGAGCAGCACAAAUUACCAGACCGCCUACGGGGCUCUCGGAGCGCACGGGUCGUAUUCAUGGCGCCCCUCGACUAACACUGGAGCCUUGCUGGAGACGCAACUUUCCAGCGCUGCCUACGUGACCGCCAUCAAGACCAGGGGAGGUCCCAGUUCCGGCUAUUACGUGAAGAAGUACAGGAUUCAGUUUUGGAACAGCACGGCGAAUGCUUAUGUCCAACCAGUGUACGAGCUCACCGGAAACACUGACGGUAGUAACACUGUGACCAGGGAUCUCCCGUACCCCGUGUACACCACAAAAGUUCGAAUCUACCCCACCGACUUUAACGGGGGUGUCGAGUUAUCAAUGGCUCUUGUGGGAUACGCCCAAGCAACAUCGGCUAUUGUACCUGAGGGAAUUUGCAGCACGCAGUCGAAAGGCGGUCCCGGAGGUCCCGGUACCGUGUACCACUGGCGUGUGGGGCAGCCAUCCACUGUGGUGAUCGACAACUACGGCAAGAGUACGUACAUACCGGGACAGUUCCAGGGAACCACUUGCAAGUCAACGAUUCUUGACGUCAUGAGACAAGGAGCCGCUGCCUACCUUGUGGAAUCCUCGGCAGACCUCAGGGAUAUUAUCAUAUACGACGGCUCACACGUCGUGGUCACGGCAAACUAUGACGUCAACAACGUCAUUGGGGACGGUCGCAGCAUGAUCCACCUUGCCUCGAGUUCUUUGCUGAACAUCGAUAACACAAUGACAGCGCAUGUGCACAUAAACGCCGGUUCCAUUUUGACACUUAGCGCUACUGCAGCUACAUUAAAGAGUACCAUCUAUGUACAGGGUGCUCUCGCAAUGGACCCACUGCUCACCCAAGAACUGACUCUUACGGAGCCAUGCGCGGUUACCAUCAACUCCACGGAAAUGACGUCAUUUUCUUUGAACACAUUCACGGUAGAUUAUAAAUCCAGCUGGAACGUGUAUAAUUCCGAUGUGUUUAACCUCGCCGUCGAUACGCUGACUGUAAACGGCGUGUUCAACAUAGACAAUGAGCUGAGUUUGCAUCAAAACAUAUCAGCGUUCACAGUCGGUUCCACCGGACAGGUCACUUUCGACCCAAUGACGUCGCAAAUGUACAUGGGUAAUACGUUCAGCAUUGGCGGCAGACUCACCCUGGGAAAGCAUGUGUCCAUAAGACAACCUUGUAAUUCAUUCGCUAUACACAGCGGUGUCAUCACGUGGCCCGAAACAUCUGAUAUCAUAACCCUCGAAUGCAACACCAUUAAUAUUAACGGACCUUUCGCGCCCGGGACUGUGUCUUUCGGAACGGGUUUGGAAUCUCUUACCGUGGGCUCAAGUGGAACGUUCACAAUCACCGUUGAUGGUCCGAUUCGCACAAACAGCGUAGCAGUCCAAGGAAAAAUGUACGUGAAAAAUCUGGCCACGUUCCAGGCAAAAUCUUCGGAAGACAUUCGCAUGUCAUCCUUUGAGAUUUACAAUCCGAGCGGAAUUCUGCAGCUUAGCACUAUGAACCAGUCAAUGCGCACAGACGGCGUAAGCCAGGACGGAAACUGUAACGUUCUACGCACAGAACAUUUAGUGAUUGACGGUGUAUUCGGCGCGGGGAACUUGAGCAUUGACACCGGCAUUGACGACAUUGAAGUGAACCGAUACGGCGACUGGACCUUCAGACCGUGCGACAUAUUUAGAACGGACAAGUUCUAUGCAAACGGUACCGUAACCAGCACGGCGCCUCUGACGCUGCUUGGAAUAUCAGUGGAAAAAGUUCGAAACGUCACGCUGGAGUACGGGGCAAAAGUGACAUUGGACUCUGCGGCUCAGGCAACUAAGGCUUGGACAGGUACAUCAUUGUUAGGCAUCCACGGUAUGACCUUGUACGGGGACCUAUUGGCCGGAAAAAUGCGCAACUUCAUCAGCGACACCGAAGGAUGGGAUCUUCUUGAAAUCAACCUCAACGGAUCGUUGUAUUUCUUACCGGAUGGAACUUUCCUCAUAGACAGCAUAUCCAGUAACGGCAUCUUCGUGUCCUAUGGUAUAAUUAAUCUUAGGGCCAAGGAUGCGAAUUUAAUUAUUAACCUCGGCGAGAAGUCUACAACUCAAUUUGAUUCACUUGUGACGUCAUCCAAUUACAUCCAGUCCUCUAACGUCACGGCCGCUACGAUCAUCAUGGCUACCGGCUCAGUUUGGAAUUCGGCGGAUACGAUAUGGAACGUGAACACGUUCACUAUCAGUGGGAGUCUCACGUGCAAAACCCGUCAACUUACUCAAGUCGUGUAUCUGACUGUCAAGGGCAGUGGGCGCGUGUACUUUCAGCUCCCUAAUACCAUACAAGGCUUUACCUAUACCAUUGACUCGGGUGGAAUAAUGGAGAUGUUCUAUAACUAUGCACCAGAAAACACCAACGAAGGCAGUGAAGCGACGCGGCUCUUGUUCAAGGACGUGGUUAUUGGGGGUACGGCAAGGGCCGGGUCCUUGUACAUUGGUCCGCACGGGGACGGUCAACAGUUCUGCCAAACCGUACUGGUCUCCGGUACAGUAGACGUUUCAGGCGGUGGAUACCUGUACGACAAGGGACCAGGAGCUGGACAGAUUUCGACCGGUGGGGCUAGCGGUGGAAGCCACGGUGGACGGGGAGGAAGGGGAAGCGGAGGAAUGAAGGCCACUUUUGCAUACGGAAACAUCUUCGAAGAGAGUACGUGGGGUAGUGGAGGCGGAAGUUAUCAGGCUAACGCGAACUUUGGCGGGCGUGGAGGCGGGUACAUCCACGUGUAUACGACACAGAGCAUCUCGAUUUCCGGAGUUGUUAGGGCGGAUGGAAAAGAUGCGACUUACGGACAUGCCGGGGGUGGUUCAGGUGGCAACAUAUACCUCAAGAGCACUGCCUAUCUAAAACUCACCGGAAAGAUUUACUGCAAUGGAGGCUCGGCGUCGUCACAAGGAGGCGGUGGAGCGGGAGGUCGAGUCCAUGCUUACUUCCAACAGGGCGAUUACCACUCAGGAUUUGUACAGGCCAAAGGCGGCAGUUCCGGAAGUGGAGAGGUGGGAGGUCCCGGAAUCACGUACUUCCAGAGCAAUACUAUCCGCAACCUCCGCGUGGAUAACGGCUGUCAAAUGCCAAAAACGACGGAACCCACCGGCACUACCGCUCAGGCGAAUGAAUACGAUGCUUACCUGGCCACUGGUGCGAUCGCAUUCCUGCGACCGCCUAAUCCGGGAUACAAGUUCGACUUUACGCACGUGGAGCUCUACGGCAACGCUCAUCUCGCCCUGAACGGGACUGGGACCUCUCUGCAGUCACGUAUCAUGUACGGCGACGACACCGGGCACUUUCAUGUGGGACCGGGUCAGAAGUUCGAGCUUACAGAAGUCACAAAGUACGGGCGCGCUAACAUCACCUACGAGGUGUUCUUGUACGAAGGCGCCGAAUGGAUCUGGCCGGAAUCCGUGGUUGAGUUCCGGAAGCCGCUUGACCAGCAGGGACUUGGGAUGUCAACGACGGCUACUUCCUGUCCGGCCAGUAACCUCAGGGCGACCAAUGGGAGGUUUUUUGGAACCAUAGACGGUACCAAGUCACACGUGCUUGUGUCAACAGGCGCCACAGUCAACCUCGGCACUGCCGGCAUCCGGUCGAAGCUGUUCGCCAAUCUGACCAUACAGGACGAGGGAUCGCUUAACCUCAUUUCCAACUUCGGAGAUAUAAAUGACCGCUGGACAUUAGAGGUUCGACGCGGAAGCCAUAUCGGACAGAUUACAAUCGAAGCCGGUGGAGUAUUAGUGGCUCGCAACCUCAUUAUCGACACGGACUACUUGAAAGUGGACAAACUAGGAAAACUGAGCGUGUCGGGAGCCGGAAGAUACACCGGUGACGGAGCGGGCACGAGUGGGGCGGGAGGCAGUUUUGGCGGGAAAGGUGGAAAGGGGAACUCAGGUGGAGUGAUCGCAGACACUUACGGUGACGUGUUCAACAGCGCCCUAAUGUUCGGUGCCGGCGGUGUAGGGGCUACGUCGAACAACGGCGCCGGGGGUGGGGCGUUGCAGAUCGACAUUACCCAUUCCACGCUUGUGGAGGGAGUCAUCGAGUCGGACGGUACUAGCGGUUCAAGUACCAACAUCGGCGGCGGUAGCGGUGGCGCUAUACGGAUCAAUACGCACACGUUUGAAGGUUCCGGCACUGUGCAGGUACUGGGAGGAAGCGGUCCCUCGACCACUGGCGCAGGCGGCGGUGGCCGGAUAUCAGUCUACUAUGAGCUGAACGAGCAUUGGUUUGGCCUACUCGACGCGCGUGGUGGAAUAAGCAGCUACGGGUCUGGUGGAGCUGGAACGGUGUAUCUCAAGGACACGACGGCGGAUGCUCAAAACGAAACUCUGAUCAUCCACAACAACGGUCGUUCUCCACCCGCUGUCGAAAUCACGGACCAUACGUAUGAAGCGUACAAAUCAGAGGGCGGCCGAACUUGGCUCUCGGUCAGCGAGCUCAUGCAGAUGGAUAUCAUCAGGGUCACCGGAGGCGCCCAUCUGGCUCUAACCGGCACCAAUGUAGACCUGCGAGGCAACCGCUUUGAAGGCGACAGUACGGGAACGCUGCACGUGGGACCCGGACAAACCGUUACGGUGCAGCACCCGGAGAACCUCGAGUUGCUCCUCAACAUCUACGUGUAUAAAGACGCCAAGCUCGUAUUACCCGUCGACUUCAUAUGUCAUAACGUCAAGAUGUACAUCUGGGGAACCCUCGGGGUCAUCGAUAUGACGGUGGGAGAUGGGUGCAAACUGUAUCUGGGCAGUACCGGAACUACCACGCGCACAGCUGUCGCCCCUGCCCCAGGGACGUUUGACAUCAACCACCUAACUGUGAGCGCCGGAGGUGAGGUCACACCCACGUACGAUCUCACAGGCGUCAACAACAAGAUAAACAUUAAGGCGGUGAAACUGCGAGUUGAAGGAGGAGGAAAAAUGCACGCCACAUCGGUGUUCAUUCAAGCGGAACAGCUGGUUGUUGAUGACCUUGGGGAGAUUAUUGGCGACCUUCACACAGUCGCCUGCUCCGUGGGCUCGGGAACCAACGGCAAUGCGGGUUCCGGCGCGGGUCACGGUGGGCGCGGCGGCGGCAGUUCAAGCAACACGAAGACUGGCGCACCAUAUGGACUGCUGCGAUAUCCUACUGAUCGAGGCUGCAGCGGAGGAACCUCCACUGUUUCCGGUUCCAGUAGUAAAGGCGGCCGCGGCGGCGGCACUAUAAAGCUUACGGUAUUGGACUUCCUGCAGAAUGACGGCCUUAUUGCGUGUAGCGGCGAGGCAGGGUCAGGCGCAGGGGGCGGUGGUAGUGGCGGUUCCAUCUGGCUCGACGUGCACAACGUGAAGGGCUAUGGCGAGUUCCAAGUCGUAGGUGGGGACGGAUCCACAAACAGCACAUACAGCGGCUGCGGCGGCUCAGGUGGCCGUAUCGCCAUGUACUUUAACAAAAACUUUACGUUUUCCGGCUCCUGGGACGUCUAUGGAGGCGACUCAGCAAUAGAUACGUGUGACGGCGCUUCCGGCACUGCGUAUUUCUACCAUAAGGUGUACGACCAUUCUACACUGUACAUCAACAACAUUGGUCGCGGACUUGCCGGGGAAAAGGGCGUUAUUGCUGACUACAAGGACCUCUCCACGGACACAACUCACACGUGGUUCCUGCCAAACACGACUGACAUCUACAACUUUGACGAGCUUCAAAUGUACGGUAACGCUCACUUGGCUGUCCUCACGAAUCCAAUAGGAACCUCGGCGAAAAUCUAUUUUGAAAACAUGAUCGGCGACCGCACUGGCGCGAUUCACGUUGGUGACCAACAGGUGCUGGACCUUAAGCGCCCCCGGAUUGACCUUCCGUUUAACGUGCACGUGUACCCAGGGGGUUUCCUCGGCCUUGCCCCCGAUACUAGAGUCGAAAACAUUGACAUUUUUCUAAAUGGCACUCUAGCGUACAUUGAAAACCUAACUCUUCAUAGCGAAGGUAACCUAUGGCUGUACCAGCGAGGUCAGACUGACGACCUGGCGGCUGGGUACUACAAAUUUGAUUACGUUCACGUGAAAACUGGUGGCUAUAUUCAUAUGAUAACCGACCCUGUAACAGAGAAAGGAAUCAACUUCGACACCAUUUCAACAUCCAUUGACGGCGGGGGCCUAAUCCGCGGUACCCACAUUUAUUUCCGGUCUACCAACAUCACGAUCGACGCCGGUGGCAGCUUGAACGCCAACUAUCUCGGAUACAGGACGACCGAUGUGGAUACCAGCAAGUUUGGGGUGUACGGGAAAAUCAAUCCUGGUCUCGGUCACAUUGGGUCAGUUUCCGCUUCCGGCGCUGGACAUGGUGGGAGUGGCGGACGAGGGGAAGGCGAACUGCUUGGUGGAAAACCGUAUGGAGACUUAUAUGAGCCGACGUUGUUCGGUUCUGCCGGUGGUGGUGCCGGUGGUGGUCGUGGCGGCGGUCGUAUAUGGCUGAAUGUAACCGACACCAUUCACAUAGACGGUGUCAUGUCGGCAAACGGAGACCUAGGUACAACGGUAAGCGGAAAGCUGGCGGGAGGCGGCAGCGGGGGCAGCAUUUGGCUACACUGCGACACUAUCACGGGGUUUGGACGGAUCGAGGCAUCAGGAGGAAAGGGCUCAUUAAGAGUUGUCACCGAGACAUAUGAGGAUCAAAAUGUUACAUCACAAGUAACAACGUAUAUAGCCGGUGGUGGAGGGGCUGGUGGUCGAAUCGCCAUGUAUUUCCACAACAACAUUACCUUCAGCGAGUUCCGGUACUUGACCGCAGGAGGACUACCGGGUCGCGAGUGCGAUCAGUGUGAGGCGGGAGGUCCCGGGACGGCGUUCCUUUAUCAUAUGGUAGAAGAGCAUCGAACUCUCGUCAUUGAUAACGAUGAUAAUCCUUUGCCUCUCGAAAAGUACGUCAACUGGGACAAUGUAAACCAAGACGGUUGUCGUGCGUGGAUAUUGCCCAUAUCUGGGGAACACGCGUUUGCAACUGGCACAACGGGCAGCUACGCCUAUGAAUUCGAGGAGUUACAGAUUUACGGUAAUGGACACCUCGCAGUCAUGCCUCCGGAUACACUUAAUGUUGACAUUGGCAAUGAAGAUGACACAAAUCUCGGCGGCGGUGUUAAUAAAGCCGACUACAAUGUCAUCAUAUUUUUCAAGCACAUGAUCGGCGACAGAACAGGCGCCGUACACGUCGCUACCAGUCAAGCCAUGGAUCUGUUAACAAACAUGCAGAGAGAAGAAAUGGACCUGCCUUUCAAUACGUACACGUACUACAACUCAUACCUGGGCCUCGCUCCAAUCACAUUUGUGCACGGUGUUGAAAUUCACCUGGCCGGCUACCUGGCGAAUGUGAACAACAUCACUUUGCGUCUUGGCGGGUAUGUCUGGCUUAAACACGGGGGACACACAACAGGUGAGCCGGAAAGCAGCUACAAGUUCGAUUAUGUAAAGAUCCAAGACGAUUCAGUUCUCAAUGCUACAACUGAUCCAAUCGCGGAGGAAGGCAUUACGUUUUACGUUGACGGUCUGACCAUUGAAGGUGGUGGUGUAAUGCACGGGGCGUUCAUGACAAUAAAUGCUCAGAAUGUGACGAUCGAUGCCGGAGGACAUCUCUCCGCUGACGGUUUGGGUUAUAGGUACGGACAUUCGCAGAGCUCACACGGUGCAUCGUCAGUUCACGGAACAGUAAAUCCUGGAGCAUCAUUAAGCGGCGGUGGAGGAGCAGGUCAUGGCGGUUCCGGUGGAAAAGAGGACACUACCUCUGCUCGUGCAGGGUUUGCCUAUGGGGAUAUCUACGAGCCUCAAAAGAUGGGAUCAUCAGGUGGCGUUGGAAACAAUGGCGCUAGUGGCGGCAGCGGUGGUGGCAGACUCUGGUUUAACGUCACGGAUACCAUCUUUAUUGACGGUCUCGUGAGCGCUGACGGAGUCAAUGGAGGUUCGGCUUCCGGCGGUGGUUCAGGCGGCUCCAUAUGGAUGCAUUGCAACAUCUUAAAAGGAUACGGACUCAUUGCUGCUUAUGGUGGUAAUGGAUCAACUUGGAGUCACGAUCGAGGAAGCGGUGGAGCCGGUGGAAGAAUUGCGGUGUAUUUCAAGGUCAACAAGACAAUGUCAGAAUUUAGUUAUCAGGCAUACGGCGGUGCCUCCGGUGGCUCAGGCUCAGAGAACGGCGGUGCGGGAACGAUAUUUUUGUACCAUAUGAUUGAGGAGCACAGGACGCUCAUCAUCGAUAACGAUGGCAGGGCCCCAAGAGACGUCUUAAACGUCAUUCCCUCGUACAGCUCGUUAACCUACGACUCUUCAAGGGCGUGGAUUCUACCAGAAUCCGGUUACAACGAGUUCGCAAACGGCAAGUUUUCCUUCCAUUUCGAAGAGCUACAAAUAUACGGCGACGCACACUUCGCCAUUCUUCCCGAACCCGUUGGUGCGGAAGUUGACAUAUUCUUCCUGAACAUGAUCGGUGAUCGCACAGGGACGUUUCACAUCGGCGACAACCAAGUAAUGGACUUAGAAAGGCCGGAAAUAGAUCUUCCGUUCAAUUGUCGGGUAUAUGCAGGAGGCUUCAUCGGUCUUGCUCCUGUCACUAUCGUCCACGGCGUUACGAUCUGGCUUCACGGUGAAAUGAAACAUGUCCAAAACCUCACCGUUCACCACGACGGUCACAUAUCACUUGAAGCGGGCGGGUUUACAACAGGGAGCCCGGCGGAUGUCUUCAAAUACAAGUGGGUGCGGAUUCAAGAUAACGCAACUGUCAGCAUAUUAAUUGAUCCAGUUACUGAUCCAGAAUCAACUUUUAACGUAGAAAAUAAAAUUUCCAUGGAAGGCGGUUCCAAUUUCGCUGUGACCAACGCGAAAAUUAUCGCAACUGAUCUCAUACUUGACUACGGCGCUUCACUGCAUGCAGAUUCUACCGGCUACAGAAACAAUGAUCCCAAAACCCAAACGGUUAACAUUGGCAUGGGUACCUCAAGUUCUGCUGGCUCGUCCGGUGCUGGCUACGGCGGAACUAGCGGUAAAGGAGCCGGGACAACAAAAACCGGACAGCCACACGGUCAUCUUUUCCAGCCGUACCAUAUCGGAAGUGCCGGUGGUGGUGGCAUUAACAGCGGCGGCCAAGGAGGAGGAAAGAUUCAAAUCGAAAUUUCUAACAUGCUCAUGGUGGACGGUGAGAUUCGAGCGGACGGUGGCGAUGCUAGGAAUGCAUAUGGGGGCGGUGGUUCUGGAGGCACGAUUUUAAUAAAUACCUUGAAAUUCCGCGGCAUGGGCAAUAUCACAGCAAACGGUGGCGGUCGCUACGUAAACGGAGGUGGCGGAGGCGGUUCAGGUGGCCGUAUCGCCCUGUACUUCCGACAAAACGUCACAUACUGGGGAACAUGGCAGUGUCAUGGCGGCUACUCAACAGGUAACGCAGAACCUGGUGGUCCUGGGCCCGUCUUUAUGUAUAGUGUCGAGGAAGAGCACAGCACAAUCUACGUGAACAACGAUAAUCUGCAGACACCUACCGAAGUAAACCUCAUCCGAAAUUAUCUGGAUAUCAGCGAGGACAGAUUCAAAGCCUGGAUAAUGCCCGAGUCGUCCGACCAUCGCCUAGCUGGAAGGGUCUCCAAUUACAGCUUUGAUGAGCUGCAGAUCUUCGGAAACGCGCAUCUCGCAAUUUUACCGACACCGUUUGUGAAUGGAUGUAAUAUCCAUUUCUUGCACAUGAUCGGCGAUAGGUCUGGCUUUAUUCACAUUGGGCCCUAUCAAAUCAUGGACCUUAACCGACAGUUCAUCGACACACCGUUCAGCUCCUACGUUUAUGAUGGGGGAUAUCUCGGCCUCGCCCCGGACACCUUCCUAGAAAGCGUGUUCGCUCAUAUCGAAGGAACUGUAGACCACAUUCACAAUCUGACCCUGAUUCAGGGUGGUGGCCUUAGACUAUUCAAGACCGGGUCAACGAACCGACUUAGUCCACUGACAUACAAAAUUCUUGGUUUGACCGUAAUAAAAGCGGAAUCCUACAUUAACUGCUCGAAUCCCAAUGCUGACGCUGAUUCCUACGAACUGACAUUUGGUUGGGUUAUUGUCGAGGGUGGCGGACUUAUCAAGGGAGGCAACCUCCACAUUAUGGCCACUGACUUCACCAUAGACGAUGGCGGCGAAGUAGAUGUUAGUAACGGUGGUUAUAGGCCAAAUAGCGGACCAGGGGUUGGUUUGGCGACAAGCGGCGCCUCGCACGGCGGACUGGGAGGCAGAGGUGGAUGUGACGGUUACACCACGUGUCGUUUGCAUCGAAACAGACCAUAUGGGGACCUAUACAGGCCCUCCGAGCAUGGUUCUGGAGGCACGCAAACCAACGGCGGAACAGGUGGUGGCAUAUUGCACAUGGAAGUACGCCACACCCUGGCAGUGGAUGGCUACAUCAAGGCCAACAGCUACCACACCCAGUCCAAUGCCAAUGCAGCCUCAGGGGGUAGUGCUGGUAGCAUUCUAUUGGAAACACACAACUUUACAGGCAGCCACACAGGUCAUAUCCAGGCUCUUGGUGGGUCAGGAGACAUUUCCCAUGGAGGAGGUGGUGGUUCAGGUGGUAGGAUUGCCCUGUACCAUCAACGCCAUGAGACCAUACCGCUGUACCGCGGGUAUUUUGAUGUGUAUGGUGGUCCUCCUGGGACAAAUGCUGAGGCUGGAUCAUCUGGGACGGCUUACGUACAGGAUCAUGAACGAAAUUACAAAAUGCUGCUGGUGGACAACAAUGGUCAACAUCAGAUAGCUGAGGACACAGCUGUAUGGAAUGAGGGCUACAGGAUUGACCUGGCCUCUUCAAGUGCUUCAUACAGCAAGGUCACCUCCUACACAACCACAGAUGGACAUAAGGUGGAGAGCAGUGCAGGCAUAUACGACUGUCAUUACAACGGUUACAACUACUGUCCAUACCCGAACUCUGCCUCCUACUACAGGCUGUUCCAUUUGUUUGACCAGUCUUUUGAUGAUGAGGGCUAUGACUACUACAUGGCGGAUAGCAGAAGUGCAACAGUCACCAUCACACUUGCUGAGAGCAUUUUCAUAAACAAGAUCAAAGUCUACCCUGUUGCAAGAUAUUACACUAAAUUUAAGGUUGUCGGCUACAAUUCCUCAGGCGCUGCCUUUGAUGUGACUCCCAACUAUAUUCUGCCCAGCACCAAACCAACUCAGGGCUCUUUCAUAGAUCUUCCUGUUGGUCGUUUGGCUAAAAAGUUUGCAUUCAUAAUGUACGGAGCUGACAACAAUGAAUAUUCAUACCCAGCCCUUGCUGAGAUUGAGAUCUUUGCAGAGGAGUCCCCAGAAGAACUCCGGUACAAGCACAUCAACCUGCAUGGAGCCUCCACAUGGGUGUUUGCUGACAGCAGUGAGACGUUCAUAUUCAGUGAGAUCUACCUCAAGGGAGGGGCACACCUGGCCUUCAUGCCCAACAAUUACUACACUGACAAAGUAUCCAUCUUUGUCGACACAGUGUUUGGUGACAAAACAGGUUACUUCCACAUCGGUUACAAUCAAGACAUGACAAUCAAUACCACAGACUAUGAUGUUCCUUUCAAUGCCCAUGUUUAUGAGAAGGGACACAUCACGUAUCCUCCAAGGAACUUCUUCUACAAGACAAAGUUGUACUCCUCUGGAAAGGUUUCUGGCAUGGAAGACCUGUAUGUGUUCAAAGAUGGUGGAGUUUACCUUGACAACAACGGUAGCAUAGCAACAGACCAUUCCGCAGCAACAGUGUCACUAAAGUCCCUGCAUGUGCAAGAGGGUGGAACCUUUGAGCUGUACUCAGACACUCCACUGAAAACCUUCAGCAUUGAUGCAACAAACAUUUCGGUGUAUGGCGGAGGCCACUUUCUUAUCAACACUGGACUCAACAUGACAGUGCAUCACCUGCUGGCAGUGUACUCGGGUGGACACAUCGGGCUUGAUGGAGCGGGCUACCGACCAAACACUGGCUUGGAGGGGCCUCAGCCAGGCAUUGGUUCCAAGUCAGGUGGUAGUGGUGCUGGUCAUGGUGGCAGUGGAGGUCGCGGUUCAAGUCUGGGUAAGGUCGGUACUGGAUACGACUCUCUCUAUACUCCAACAGGCUAUGGAUCUGCCGGCGGAUAUGGACAGCAAUAUGGUGAUCUGUAUUUCGGAGACGAUGUGCAUGGUAACGAGAUGAUCUACAAGACCCUUGGAGGGGCUGGUGGUGGCUUCUUAACCAUAAACAGUCGCCAUGUGGACAUUGACGGGAAAAUAUCAGCUAACGGCUUGCCUCCUGAUGAGAGAUUUGCAACUGGUGCAGGUGGUGGUUCUGGUGGCUCAGUCUGGAUCAGCUGUGAGGAGAUAGUGGGCAAGGGAGUCAUAGAGGCCACAGGGGGUGACGGGGGUGGCCCCGGGGGUCUGGCAGGGGGCGGAGGGGCAGGGGGUCGCAUUUCUGUCCAGUGUGACAACAUCCUCAAGCUGAACAUCACCAUGAGGGCCUAUGGAGGGGUGAGCAACAGCGAGAGUGGUGGAGCAGGAACCUCAUAUGUGGAGUCAAAGUUCCCCAACGGGACUCUCAGUUAUCAGAAGUUAACAGUGGACAACAAUGGACACGAAUAUCCUCACGCUAGUGUAUAUUCCCAGGGCUAUUUGAGAAGUCUUCUAGGAGGAGAGUACACAGAUAUCAGCUACUCUGGAGGUGUCACCUGGAUCUUCCAUGAUUCCUUAUUCUACAGGUUCAAAGAGGUUGAUGUACGAGGCAAUGCACAUGUUGCCAUUUUGAGUGACACUGAGAAUAGCAUAGUUGAUGUAAGGAUAGAUUUCCUCUGGGGGGAUCGAUCGGGAGUCUUGCAUGCAGGCAGACAGCAGACCUUUGGACUGACUGAAGUGGACGUGUACCUUCCUACAAACCUUGCCUCCUAUAGGUAUAGCCGUAUCGAGGUCCCUAAGAAAGUCAUCAUCCGAGAAGUGUGGGCGGAAAUCAAUGGUACCAUUGAAGGCAUGGACGUCAUAACUGUGGAGAACAGAGGAGAGCUGUACAUCUGGUCCUAUGCCAACUCUGAUGGCUACAAAGUUGGAGAGAUCAAGGCCACAAAUAUAACUGUUCGGGCCGGUGGAAAGUUUGAGCCCCUUGCAGCAGACAGGCAGAUAAAGGUGUACGUGACAAGGUUGAUUAUCAACGGGAAUGGAUACGUGAGAACUAAUGACCUUCAGUUGAAUUCCACAAAUGUCACCAUCGAUCUAUCAGGUGAAUUCCAUGCUGACUUCACGGGCUACCCAGGUGGUGAGGGCCCAGGGGCAGGACGUAACAUCCACUUCAACGAGUCUGGAGGGUCAGGGGGAGGUCACGGGGGUCGUGGAGGCAGGGCCAGGUCAGGCUACCACUCCUCCUACGCCUAUGACUCCAUCUAUACACCAGUCCAGAUGGGAAGUGGAGGUGGUAAUGGACCCAGUAGUCAAGGAGGCAGAGGUGGAGGAAUAAUGUACCUAUACAUUCUGGAUGAGUUGAGGGUCGAAGGUCGUCUCCAUAGCAACGGUGAAUCAGGGGCCUCUCGAUCAGGGGGUGGCGCUGGUGGCUCCAUCUACAUUGACUGCAAUCAUCUGGAUGGAACUGGGUCCAUUGAGGCUACUGGUGGUGAUGGUGGUAGUGAUGCAGGUGGUGGUGGCGGUGGUCGCAUCGCUAUCUACCACGACCUGGUGGACCACUUCACAGGGGAGUACCGCGUGUUUGGAGGCCGGGGACCAUACCAGCAUGGUGGCUCAGGAACCGUCUACAGCCAGGACCACAGCGGCAGCAAAGGUACCAGCGUUCACAAACGACUGCGGGUCGACAACUGGGGCUACUCAGAGAGUCACAGGAUCAAUGAAGUGGAGAGGCUCAACCUGACUGGGAAGUACCUCACCUCUGGAAUCUACCCAGACACGUUCUUCCAUACAUACAGUGGGAUAACAGUCAGGUCGGAUGUGCAACCAGAGGCCUAUAAUCGCUACGAGUCCAACAACUACUACUAUUAUUACAGUGAAACCUGGCCUCUGAGUCACAUGUUUACUGAUCUGAAGGCUGAAGUGUCAAGGUUCUUCAUGGCGCAUGCUCCACAGGGGGCGACUUUGACCUUUGAGCUUCCAUUCAAGACCUACGUGGAAAGGAUCCACGUUUAUCCCUAUUGCAGCACCAACUAUGUUCCGUCCAGAGGCUAUGGAUCCUUGGUAACCUCUUAUGUGGUGGAUACAUCCUUGGAGGGGGGUGCAAACAAGAACAGGACCAACGGCUUUGUGAGCACAGAUAAAUGUCAGACACAGACAGAGCCCGACCAGUAUGGAAUAGUGAACAUCAGGGAUAAUGUGGACAAGAUUGUUCUGCGACUGAAGCCUUCAGGCAGCUAUGUGGCCAUGGCUGAGAUUGAGAUCUACGUACGAGAGGACCCCGAGUCCAUCACUCAGACACCAUAUGCCAACGGACAGGGGACCAGCUAUAUCAUGGGACAGGUGGAUGGCACACAGUUUGAGUUUCACAAGUUGGACAUUCUGGGUGGAGCCUCCCUGAAUCUGGAUGGCGCUGAUCUGUCACUGACUGCCAACAAGAUAGAGGGAGAUGACAGGGGCAGGCUGACAGUGCGCAGGUCACAGCGGUACGAGGACACACAAGAAAGGGUGUUGCAGACCAUAGGUCUACUGGCACAGCGUGAUUCCUCUGUCAAUCUGCCGCCUGAGCUCGACUGCAGAGGCAUUGAUCUGCACCUCAAAGGUCACAUACGCAGCAUGGAAAACAUCACAGUGAAUGCCCUGUGCAACCUGACUAUCGAUCACCACACUCCAACCACCAAUGUCAUCAACAACCUGGAUAUCAAGACCUUUGGCUCAGUGGACGUAUAUACAGAGGACGAGGCUCUCACCACUCUGAAAGGAACCACUCUGACAGUCCGAUCUGGAGCGAGGCUUGACUCCAAUGACCUGAUGCUGGAUUACUACAACGUGACCAUUGAGCCGUAUGGAUAUCUGUCUGUCACCGAGGGAUGUCCAUUGAACGUGCAACAUUCUGGUAUUGGCCCAGGCCAUGGCAACACAGGCGGCAGUUCAGGAGGUGGACACGGUGGUAAUGGUGGUAGAGGCGAGACAGAGACCUAUGCAGGUGGGGCACAUGACAACUUCCUGUAUCCCACUCUGUUUGGCAGCAAUGGCGGGCAUGCCUACUUCCCCCACAGGGCAGGGGUGGGCGGUGGGCGGCUGUACCUGAGGGUGAACCAUACACUGACUGUGGACGGGUUUCUGGUGGCUCAGGGUGGCAAGUGGAGGUCGGUGGCCUCAGGUGGUGGCAGUGGUGGCUCCAUCCACAUAGAGACUUACACGAUCGACGGAGGCGGCUUUGUCAAUGCCUCAGGGGGUGCUGGCUACGGAGGGUCAUGGGCUCCACACAGCGGGGGUGGGUCUGGAGGCCGCAUUGCACUAUACUACAUGUACAACUUCUUCGUGGGUGAAAUGUUCAAUCAUGGUGGUGCUUCUGGAACAAGGUCUGAGCCCGGUGGCCCUGGUACUGUGUACCUGCAUCGCCUGCCAGACUUCUCAGCAAAAGACUGGGCUACUCACUUCAUUGAAAACAGAACUCUCUACUUGAAUAACGAGGAUUUAGAACCCAUGAACCCAUACAGAAACCUGACAGACACCUACUCAGACCACCCCUCAGCGAGUGGUGUUGCCUGGAUAUGGCCCGGGGAAUAUCCACCCCUUGUCACAGUGUUUAACACCACAGUCAGCUCGACCAGCGAAGUUGCAGUGGAAUAUUUCAAAGUCUAUGAGAAGGCCCAGGUUGCCCUGGUUCCCACGGUACCCAACCGUCAGAUCAACAUCCAGAUUGGUUACACUGACGGGGACCGCUCUGGCCAUCUCCACGUGGGAUACAACCAGACCCUCUUCAUUGGUACUGGUCAGCUACCGCUGGAUGUAUCGCUGUAUCACGGCAGUUCGUGCACCCUUCAGGGAGAGCUGAGAGUGGCAGGAGUGACAGUGAUGAUUGAGGGAGUCGUAGUCGGAGUGGAAAACAUGACCAUAGUGGAUGAUGGUGUACUUAAGGUGAACUACAUGAUGGACCUGCAAUACCAGCGCAUUGACAAGAUUGACUUCACUGCAUUCAGCAUCCGUAACAGGGGCAGCAUGAUCAUGAACAACGACGUGUUUCAGCACAAGAUGAAAGGAAAGAUUAUGCAGGUAUUCCCAGGUGGCUCAUUCACAGCCAAGCACCUGUAUGUGGAGGUAGAGUCACUCCUUGUAGAUGUGAUGGGAACCUUCUCAGCUGACGGACAGGGAUACUGUAACAUGCAGGGGCCCGGUCCAGGCUACUCCUACCAGUCUGGCGACUACACGUGGGGGACAGGGGCCAGUCACGGUGGUGAGGCAGGGGCAGGGGCAACCUCAAGGUCAACCCCCAGCGCCUAUGGCAACUUCAUCUACCCCUCAUUGUUUGGAAGUGCUGGCGGUGAUGGACCACCCUACAGUGGUGGCUGUGGUGGAGGUAUCCUGCUCCUGAACGUCACCAAGGUGAUCAAGGUGGACGGUGUACUGUCAGCCAAUGGGCAGGCAGGAGGGGCUAGGGCUGGCGGCGGCUCUGGAGGAAGCAUUUCCGUCACGGCAGAGGAGUUCGACGGAACCGGAGCAGUGCAGGUGAAGGGAGGAGGAGGAGUGAACGGUGGUGCUGGUGGGCGUGUCAGUGUCCUGUAUGGCUACUCCAACUACGAGGGGGAGUACACGUCUAGCGGUGGACAGGCCUCGGGUGGUGAGAAUGGGGCGGCAGGCACUGUGUUUACCAAGGAUCUAGCGCCCGGGGGAAAGAAGAGACUCAGGAUAUACAACAGGAAGGGUGAUUCGACACGUCGAACAAGGAUUACCAUUCCUGCCUCCAAGACACAAGACCAUGACAUAGAUAUCCUUGACCUUGGUGACUAUGCACAGGUCGGUCUCCUAGCAACAGAUAACAAGGACAUGCCGGUUUUAGGUGGGAGGAGAAAUCUGUACCUACAGCUUGUGGAAGGAGACUCCACAGCCACUGUUCAUGUGGACGGAGGGAUGUGGCUCAACAUUGACUUCAAGGACUCGGCUGUCCUCUCUUUUGGAGUUGCAGUGUAUCCUGAUGGUGAGGUGAACCUCCCAUCUGACACCUACCUGAAGUCUGUCAGUGUGUCAGACUACGGGGGCACCAUAAUGGGACUGAAGACUCUCAACAUCUCCCGCGGUGGGGCCAUGAACAUCUACCCUCCAGAUGCAUCCAAUCCUUAUUUCAAGCAAAUGAAGUACAACUUGAAUACACUGAGUAUCCUGGAUGGUGGCUCCCUCACUUACUUCGGCACUGCAGAAAGGGGAGAGUACCUCACCCUGAACCUGACUGCAGAUCUCAUGAUCAGGGGCGGUGGAUUGAUGACUGUCAACAAGCUCAAACUCACAGCUGUGAACAUCACCAUUGAAUCAGAAGCCACGCUGACUGCCUCCAAGGGAGGUUACCUUCCUGGUACAGGGCCUGGUGCAGGCAUAGCACACGCCAGUGGGAGCUCUGGGGCGUCUCACGGUGGUGUUGGUGGAAUGGGCUCAAACACGAACCACGCAAACCUGGCAUACGACAGCACAUUCAUCCCAACAGAGUAUGGCAGUGGUGGAGGUAGUACAGGUGGGACAACUGUGGGUAAAGGUGGCGGUGUGCUUGAGAUGGUGGCAUCAGGGUAUGUGGAGCUUGAUGGUUCCCUGCUCGCUGAUGGGGAGGACGCCACGGCAACGGGAACUGGAGGCGGCUCUGGUGGAUCAAUAUACCUUCAAGCUGGACAUUAUGCUGGUACUGGUGUGAUAUCUGCCAAGGGCGGUGCUGGUGCCUGCGUUCCAGGAUGCACAUCAUGUGACGCUAAGCGUCGCUGUGUGCAAUGUAAUACCAACUAUUAUUAUUGGAGCAACUAUGUUUGCAAAACAAGCUCCUCUACGGCAACUGUGGCCGGUGGUGGUGGUGGUGGAGGCAGAGUUGCAGUAUGGGUGGAUACAGCCAACAACUUCCGAGGCAAAACAAUAACCCGUGGUGGGAAGGGAUUCACCGAAAGUGGUGGCUCUGGAACAUACUUCCUGCAGUCCCUCGGUAGCAGCAAUACAAUAGAAAGAGUGCUCACAGUUGACAAUGACAACGCUUCUCCAAAUAACAUCUACAUCGCCAACAAAACAACAGACAGUUGUAGAACGUACAUCCUAACAAGGCCCGGUGAUACGGCAGCAAGUCUCACGUUUGACCAUGUGUACAUUUACGGGGACAGCCACCUGGCGUUCUAUAAGACUUCCCCAAAUGCAGUUGAUGUGACCUUCAGACACCUGCAUGGAGACCUGACUGGCAUGGUUCACUCGUCAGUAGAUCAGGCCAUAAGUAUCGUUGACAGUGACAGUCCCAUACCUGCCUCAUUCAGGGUGUACAACACAGCCAGGCUUCAACUGCCCACAGAGCUGUACUUCAAAGACUUGAAGUAUUCUGACAUCUACAUUGAUGGGCAGAUUGAUGGAGUAAAGAACCUCAGCCUUGGUCAGGGGGUCAACUUUGUCAUCGGAGAAAAUGGCUUCACCACAGGGUACAGCAAGCUGCAGUUUGCCUUUGAUAAUGUGGAUGUGUAUUCAGAUGGUAAAAUAUCAUCACCCACUUUGAAUGAGACCAGCCCAUCCCUCAUUUUGAUGAUCUUCAAAAAGCUCCGAUUGCAUGCUGGUGCUGCUAUCAAUGCCCCAUGGGUGAAAAUCAAUGCGACAGGGGCAGCAAUCCAGAUCGACUCAGCCAGCAAGAUCAAUUCCUCUGCCUCAGCCCCAUCUGUCCUGUCCCAGGAUGGUGUACCGACAGUGGCUGGUGGAGGAUCAGGUGGAGGGGGUGGUGCCUCAGGUGGACAGGGCAUGCUCCAGGACUAUGUAGGUCCACCGCCCGUGUAUGGAUCGAUGUAUGAGCCCAAGGAAUUUGGAGGCAAUGGAGGGGCUGGGGGUGGCACUGUCUCGGACCUCAGAUGUACAUACAGCCCUCAGCAGGCUGGGGGAAAGGGAGGCGGAGUUGUGGAGCUGUUAGCAGACAGUCUGAUGCUGGAUGGAGAGCUGCAUGUCAGUGGUGGAGAUGCUGCAGGGCCCAGGGGAGGCGGUGGUGGUGGAGGCAGCGUCUAUAUCAAAGUCAAGUCUCUGUCUGGCAAUGGUGUGAUCUAUGCCGACGGUGGUUCUAUUGGAUCUUCUUUCUACAUCUCCAGCUCACAGUGGGAGAGUGUACAAUCACAGAUUAGUGCAUGGGAUCAAAGUUCCAACUCCAACUGCCAGGGUGGCGGAGGUGCUGGUGGCAGGGUUGCCAUUCUCUUCAGCGAGGACACAGAUGAAAGUCUGACAGUCAAAGCCCACGGUGGUACAGGAAUGGAGUGCGGAGGAGCAGGAACGUACAUCCGUCAGAACACAGCCACUGGCAAGAAGUACCUGUCUGUGGAUAAUGAGAACAUCUGCACACCACUUAGUCCCAGAGUGGACUGGUCCAAACUGACCGCCACACACAAGGGACAGCUGAGCUUCCACACUUGGCUAUUUGAUGCUCUUAACAGCCACGAUCAUAUCUUUGAUGAAGUUUUACUGAGCGGCAAGGCUCAGUUGGCUCUGUACAGACCUACAAACCAGGCAUACAAACAGACUGUCACUGUACGCAAGACCAUAGGAGACAAGUCAGGAAUGUGGCAUGUUGGACCCUACCAAGAGAUUGCCACCAGUCUGCCCAUGGAUAGCCCUGAGCUACAGUUUGGAAUAUUUGUGUAUGAGUUUGGCACCAUGCUAGCUGAGCAGACCCUCACGGUCAAGGGAAUUACCAUCGAGAAUGAGGGGUACCUGUCUGGAGUGGAGCAUCUUGUCAUCGGUCCACUGGGAAAAAUCACUCUCAGACCAGACAGCAGCGCAUCCAUGGCGGAGAUCAGGUUCACGAGUGUCACAGUGAAGGGCGGAGGUCAGUUGAACAUCGAGACCGAGGGCAAGGGUGUGCGUCUCAUCGGUACAGACUUCAUUGUGGAGAGCGGUGGCUCUGUCGUUGCUGACCAUCUCAUCGUGGUUGCCAACUCUCUCACGGUGCAGGACUCAGCUUACAUCUCAGCUGAUGGCAAGGCUGUUCACACUAAUGGAGGACCUGGUGUUGGUGUAUCCGGUGCAGGGGCCGGCCAUGGGGGUCAGGGAGGCAUGAAGAAAGCUGAAAAUGUAACAGCCCCCGGCGGUGGCAUGUACUAUGACGAUGUAGCCAGCCCAACGUUUGCUGGCAGCAACGGUCUCUACACAACCAUGACAACAAAGACUGAGACCAUUGGAGGAGGCAUAUUGAAGUUGCAAAUAUCGGGCACUGCACAUAUUGAUGGCAAAAUCAGCUCCAAUGGAGAGGGAAAUAACAAUGUUGUUGGUGGUGCCAGUGGUGGAAGUAUUGUACUGACAGCAGCUGCUUUCAAUGGAAAGGGAGCCAUCAAUGUUGAUGGUGGUACAGGUACAUCAAGUUCCGGUGGUGGUGCCGGUGGUCGCCUGUCCAUCACAUACACCACGACUGAGUACACAGGCUCAUGGACCGCGUACGGAGGUCAGUCAGCGCACUCCAGCGGUGGGGCCGGCACCAUAUACAUAGCGGCAGGCUCCAAGAGAUACAUCUAUGUGGACAACAAGCAGAAAAAUAGUGUUCCCGAUGAAAUAGCCACUUAUACCACAACCUCUAUUGCUGAAAUGGACUACGGGCGCACAUGGAUUGUCUUUCCUACUUCUGGUUCCCUGAUUGUGGACAAGCUGUACCUGUAUAAUGGUGCACAACUAGCAUUGGAGCCUGGAACCAAAACUUUUGAAACAGAAGGAUUUUACGGAAAGGAUUUUGUCAAUAAUGUAGACAAUCUGGGAACCAUCCAUGUUGGGCCGUUCCAGAAAUUCACCGUCAAAGCCAUAGACCUGUACUUCCCUGCCCAUGCCAAAGUGUACGAAGAAGGUGUGCUAAUGAUGCCCUCUAAGGUGAAAUGGUUCAACUCCAAAAUCGACUUACAAGGUACCAUUGGUGGACUGACAGAGCUGUCCCUUGGUAGAUCCACUUUGACCCUUGCAGCCACAAGCCGCACUCAGGGUAGCACAGCAGCUGGUAAGUUCUCCAUCUCGACCGUGAACCUGCUGGCAGGCGGAGUCCUGGAGAUGUUGGGGGAGAUCCGGUACCAGCUGGUUCUGUCCAGUCUCACCGUGUACCCCAGCGGCACCAUCCAGGCUGCAGACCUGCUCAUUGAGACCAAGGACGCCAACAUACAGGAGGGAGGUGUCAUCAACCUGUCAGAGAGGGGAUUCAAAGAAGGCGGAGAUGGCUAUAGAGAGGGUUCAGGUGCCAGCCACAGCGGUGAGGGUAGUGGUACCAUCAAGGCAUCAGUGUACGGCAAUUACAUGCAGCCUGCUACUAAGGGCUCGGGCACUAAGACAGGGCAAGGUGGCGGUGUGGUCAAACUGCAGGCAACUGGCACUGUCGAUAUUGAUGGAGAAAUCAAGGCUGAUGGAGGUUCUGGCGGGGGAGCUGGUGGCAGUAUCUGGAUCACGUGCACCACUGCAGCCAUCAAGGGUUCGAUCCAUGUCAAUGGUGGUUCAGGGGGUGGUGGGGGUGGAUACAUAGCAAUCUACCACACCAGCGGUUUUGUGGACACCCGACGUAUCACGUCCUAUGGAGGCUCUAAUGGUGGAGACAAUGGAGCAGCUGGGGUCAUCUAUCUGAGCCAGAAUGGCAAGACUAAGGCACUGGUAAAGGCUGACAAGACAACCAAUGCUCUUUCAGUGCUUGGUGUACCGAGUACUACAGUGUCUGUGCAGCUAGACAAUCUAGAGGUGACUGGUACAGCCUUUGUAGCCUUCCAGUCUAGAACAACGCUCCCAUCUUUGCAAGCUCAGGUCGGCACAAUCACUUCCAACGCCAGAUCAGUGAUACAUGUCCUGCAAAACGUAGACCUCUACUGGGCAACCCGUGUGGGAAUCUUACAAUCUCUCAACAUAAAAGCAAACAUAUAUGUGGCCCAGGGUGGAAAGAUUGACCUACCAAAGACAGUCAUCAUCAGCAAAGGCUGGUGGCUGGAUGUUUGUGGGACUGUAACCUCCAACACUCAGACCUUGACCAUGAGAGAUGGCGGUGAGCUCAGAAUGUCCCCCCCAGCCUCAACUCUCGAAAUUAACACUGUAAUUGUUGAUUACCAAGGAAAUAUGGGUUCGUCCAAAUACUGCACUAACACUACCACUAAAGUGUCGCUAUCUUUGACGUAUUUAAACUCAACCUCAGACUUCACGCUGGACACAACGAAGUUCACGCUAGCCAAAGGUUCCACUGGGGCAGUUACCCCAACUGGGUCAGCCCUGAACGAGACAUACUGCGCAAUUAAUGGAUCACUUACCCUGCUCAGGAACCAACAAUGCACUCUGAAGGCAGGGACAACCUACCAAUUCACGACGUUGACUAUCAGCCCAGGGGCUAAGAUAUUAGUCGAAGGCAACGCAUCCUCUUCUCUUACCACCACGAUCUCCGCAGCGGACAUCAAUAUCAUGUUUGGUGGCAAGAUCACUGGGAUAGGUGCAGGUUUUGUCUCAAAUGGUCCUGGUUCUCCUUCAGCCAGUGGUCAGGGGGCUACGCAUGCUGGCUCUGGGGUAGGAAACACUAAGAGUGUCUAUGGAAGCGUCUCCUCACCAAUCACCUACGGCAGUAACGGAUUUGGGGCCACUACCUCUUCUGGACGUGGCGGUGGUCAGAUCAAGCUGUCGGCCACAAACACGAUCACCGUUGAUGGAACUAUCGAUAUGAGUGCUGACGCCGCAGGCUCAGGAAGUGGUGGGUCUAUCUGGCUGACUGCUGCCACCAUAACUGGGGAUGGGUUCCUGUAUGCCAAUGGUAGUGGAGGUGGUGCAGGGGGAAGGAUUGCUACAGUGGCCUCUGGCUCGCUAAGCUUCACAGGAAUAUCUCAGGCACCUGGAUCCAAGGCUUCCAAUGGUGACAUAGGCGGAUCAGGUACUGUUUACACCCAAAUACCAGGAUCAAACCAUGUUGUUAUUGAUGGUAAAUCAACCGAGCCCACAGUUGUAACCUCUAAUUUUGACAAGGUGUCAUUAUCAAGUGGAAGUACAGUUGCAGUUACAGCAAGUGUAACCAUUGGUGAAAUGGUCUCCUUAGAGAAUGAGAACAAUGAUAUAUGCAGUGUCAUUGUAAGGGCAACUGGGCAACUUACUGUCUCCACAAUGGGUGAUGCAAACAAAGGUUUUGCCUGUAAUGUCACUAUAGAGACUGGUGGGCGAUUGACUGUGAAUGGAGAGCUGAUAGUCACAGGUGACAGCCCAGUACUGACAGUCCUUGGCACUCUGACAGCAACAAAACUCACCAUCGAUAAUCGUGGCACAUUUACAGUCGCUUCUACAGGAAAGGUAUUUGUCUCCAACUUGUUCUUGUCAGCAUGGUCUGUCACUACAGUCUCGGACACUGCCAUGUUUGGGACAGACAGCACUAAAGUCACGAUGAGUAACACAUUCCAGAUCAGUUACGAAGCCACGGUAACGUUCAAUCGCAGCGAACUGACCAUUCAGAGUGCAACAUUCCAAAUGGAUUCCCUGUCUAAACUUAUACUGUCUGCUAACAAGAAGAUGCUGAAAUUGACUGGAACUAACAUAGUGAUCCAGGAUGAUGCAGUUAUUGAUGUCAGUGGAGGAGGGGAUCUCAACUCAGGUACAGGAGCUGCAACUGGCUCCAUGGGGGCUAGUUAUGGUGGGGUCGGAGGCAUGAAUAGCUCUUCCCUUACCUAUGGCAAUGCUGUCACCUUGGAAUACGUAACAGGAAGUGGAUCUGUGGAUGCACGAGGCGGUGGAUACAUCAAAAUUGAAGCCAGCGGAACGGUAGAAAUAGAUGGUAACUUGCUGGCCAAUGCCCAAAACUCUACAGCUGCUGGUGGUGCCAGUGGAGGUACCAUAGGAAUCUCUUGUGCAACAUUGCAAGGCCAUGGAACCCUCUCAGUUAAUGGUGGAAACACAUCCAUGACUGGAGCUGGGGGUGGUGGGGGUGGCAGAAUCUCCAUCCAGUGUACCACCAUGUCAGCUUACCUGGGUGACACAUUGGCGUAUGGAGGUGCUAGCAGCAGUUCACCUGGUGCUGCAGGUACUAUUUACAAGGAAUACCAGCAAUCGGGCGGUGCACAAUUCAAGACGCUCACUGUUGACAACAAUGGACAGAAAACUGACUCAUUCACUUACUGCAAUGGGCUACAGAGUGUCACAGACCUCAUUGUGCAAAGAAGUGGCCAAGUAAUAUUCAAAGGUGAUAAUAACAACGUUUAUGUUGUCAGCAAGCUUGAAGGAGAUUUUACUGGCACACUAAAAAUAACCAACGGGCAGUCAUUUGAGAUUGCGACAAACUAUGGAACACUGUCUCCCUAUGCGCUGAUGUGCAAGAUUGUCAUAGCAGAAGGGGGCCAAGGAACAUUGCCCUCUAAGCUGCUUCUGACAGAUCCAGAUACAAGCAGUUCAGACUGGUACAAUCUAGAGGUCUACGGAACUGUGAUAGCCAUGAGAGAAAUGACAGUGUCUUCCGGAGGCAAAGCGUUGAUACAUUCCAAGAGCAACUCGGGUCUUGAUAGAUCUAGUGUGAAACCUGCUGGUAAUUUAUCAUUGAACUCAAUCGAUGUCACCACUGAUGGAUUAUUGGAGAUAAGCAUGGACAGCACUGACCUGUUCACAUUAACAAUGAUCAAGAGACUGAAUGUGAAAUAUGGAGGAAUAAUCAAGGCUCGGCAUUUGCUAGUCAACGCCCCAGACAUUGAAGUCGCCUAUGGUGGUACGCUGUCACUAAAUGGUGGCAAUCUGAAUUCAGGUUCAGCUGUGGGAGCUAGUGGUACAUCUGGGGCGGGAGGAUCCCAUGGUGGCAAAGGAGGGGACUCGGCUAAUAACAUGACUAAUGCAAGGAUGUUUGUGGGUCCCUUUAGUGAGGCCACUCAGUUGGGCUCAGCAGGAGGCAAUGGUGGCACUCAGAGUGGUGCUCUUGGUGGUGGAUACUUGAAUCUCCAAGUCUCAAACCUGCUGACCGUGGAAGGGACCGUCAGUGCUGACGGAGAUUCUGCUAACGGAACUGCCGGUGGUGGAAGUGGUGGAAGUAUAAAUGUUGAUGUCACGAAAGACAUGUCUGGAUCUGGGAUCAUAUCUGUUAAGGGAGGUAACUCCAAUGCUGGUGGCGGUGGCGGCGGUGGAAGAAUAAGGGUGAACGUGAAUGGUGACUUCCAUUUCCAGGGUUCAUACACACUGUGUGGUGGAUCUGCAACCAGCGGUCAGGCAGGUGGCUCGGGAACAUCAUUUGAACAUGUGCAGCAGGCAAAUGUUCCGGGCAAAGUUUUCAAUCUCUACUUUGAUAAUUCCUGCACUAAUGGCACUAAAGAAGGACUGGCGUACAUAGAUGUGGCAUCCAGUACCCUUUACACAUUGAAAAACCUCCAAAUUGGAGAUAAAACUAGAGUGAUGCUGUACACUCCACAACUGCAUUUCAAGGCUGAGAUUCUUACCUGUGGAACCGGCAGCACCAUCAUUGUGGAAGACAAUACCAUAUUUAGCCCUAACUUUGAGCUUGCCUACAGCGCCAUCACAUGCAGCUUUGAUCUGAAGCCAAGUGGAGAACUCAGAUUGCCAAAGUCAGUGGAAUUGAAAGGAGCAUCCAGUUCUCUUGAAGGCAUACUGACAAACAUCCAGAAUCUGAUUGUGUCAGCCAACCAGAAACUGACCAUAUCUCAGAACAUGCGGACAGGCACCUGCUGUAACGCUUAUGGCGACCACACGGCUCUAACAGCUUCAGGGGAGUACGCGUUCACAAAAUUCACGCUAGAGAACUACGCUGAAGUCGUCCUGGAGAAGGGGGCUAACUCUCUGAAGCACAUCCGCUUUGUGGAGCUGGAAUUGCAGUACGGGUCUCUGCUUAAAGGCAAGAGCCUGGACAUGGAGGCAAACUCACUCAUCUUGCAUCCGGGCUCCACUCUGAGUCUGGAAGGAGGGGGAUAUGUAGCACAGUCAGGCCCCGGGGCUGGUCUUAUGGUGAACAACAUAGGUACAGGAGCUGGUCAUGGUGCCCCAGGUGGGUCAAGUGCCUCUUCCGUGAAGGGUGGCUCAGUCUAUGACCCAGCCCGUCUACCCACCGAACAAGGCAGUGGAGGUGGGAGCACUACCACAGGGGCUGGUGGGGCUGGAGGUGGUUAUCUGAAAAUCUACCUGUGGACUGAACUGCAAAAUGAAGGCACCAUCCAAGUGAACGGAGCUGCUGGUACUGCUGGUAACGCGGGUGGAGGCAGUGGUGGUUCUAUCCACAUUGAAACUCCGCUACUCUCCGGUAACGGUGCUUUCAAGGCCAACGGCGGGAAAGGAGCGGGCUUGGGUGGUGGUGGUGCGGGUGGCAGAAUGGCAUUUUAUGUAACAACUACCAACUCUUUCACUGGAACCUAUGCCUUGUAUGGAGCCGGAAAUGACGACACUUUGAAUGCGGUGAAAGCAGGCCCUGGUACGCUGUACACUGUCACUGGAAAGUCUCCAAAGCUGGUACACUCCUUGACGAUAGUGGGUGACGUGGAUAGCUCAGUGCAGGACCAGACAUACACGUACAUCAGUGGAGAAACUGAGUUAGACUUCACAUACAACCUGCUCACUCUGUCAGGAUAUGCCAAUGCAAUAUUUGGCAAAAAUACCACAGUUUUAAAGCUUGCAGACAUUAAAGGAGACAAAACCGGCACGCUUCAUGUCACUGACUCACAGGUGGUUCAGGCAGCAUUUGUUGAUGGCAUCAUUGGGUCCUUCAUCACCACAAUCAACAUGGAUGUAGGUGCAAAAGCUGUUCUGCAUGUGCCAGACACUCUAACUGUGGCUGGCGUUGUGUUGGACAUCAAGGGAACUUGCACGUUUAACAAUCUCAUCGUAGAAGAUGGUGGGACGAUUCAAGGUCACAUCACAACCUUCACGUCUUCAUUCGCCAAUGGCGUAUACAAGCCGACCAGUCAGGCCGGAAGCUACCAGCUGAUGUCCAUAAAGCUGAAGGCAGGGUCAAACUUCCUCCUUCCUUCUGGGGGCCUAAAGAUGACCAUAGGGACGCUAGAGAUGAAACGCUACGUUGUCCUGGAGGCAGAGUUUGUGCAACUGUCUGCCGUCACACUGAUACUUGAAAGGGAAGCAGCGUUAACAACCAGUGGCAAAGCGAAUGCGACCUCAGACAAAGUGCCUGCGUCUGCUCAUGGAGUCAGCAGGAAUGGUGGAGCGCAUGCCGCAGGGGGUGGUGUUGGGAACGCUUACAGUGUGGAUGAUGCAUCUCUUCCUUAUGGUACGAUAUACAAACCCAAGACACCGGGGGCUGCAGGGGGUCAGGGAGGUCUGGGUGGAGGCUACAUUGACAUCGUCACUGUUGAAUUGAUCCUCGAUGGCAAGCUCCUAGCUGAUGGUUCUGAUCACAGCUCUGGAGGAGGUGGUGCAGGAGGCAGUAUCUAUGUGAUAGCCAGUGUUGCCCUCAAAGGAUUGGGCAGCAUCGAAGCAAAUGGUGGUAGCACGCAGUCUUCAGCGGCGGGGGCUGGCAGUGGUGGCCAUAUAGCCAUUGACAUGGCUUCUGACAAAUUCCAAGGGUCAUACCAUGCCAGUGGUGGUACCUCCCCAGCAACACAUGGUGAUGGUGGACCAGGCUCAAUUUAUACCAUGUCUGAUACCAAUGGAGAAAAGCUUGUCUGUGAUAAUGCCAAUGGUCAGAAGGACUUUUACACAACACUGAACGAAACCCAGCUUAAGCUGAAUUUUGACCAGGUGAACAUUUUCAACUAUGCCAAAGUACAGGUAGUUAAAGAUGGACUGAGACGUGAACUGAACAUUCUGAAGGUGAAUGGUGAUGGCACAGGCUUAGUGAGGAUUCAGAAUAAUCAGCUUGGCACACUAGAAAGGAACACAGUGGACACCAAGGCGAAUUCCAAGCUGCGUGUAAACAUUGAGCUUCACAAGGGUGGAGAGUUCAUUCUCUCAGAAACUGUUACCAUUCUGGGACUGGGAGAUGUGGCCUUUGACCUUGAUGGAAUCAUGAGAGGGGUCUCUAACAUGUACCUUGGACCCAGCAGAAAAAUGAAUAUAGGAUCCAAUGCAAAGAUUGUCACAUUUACUGCCACCAACCUUGAUGCAAUCAAGUACGUCACGCUUGGCACCCUGCAACUCGAGCCAGGAAGUACAGUUGAAUAUUCCGCUAAUACUGGGGCUCUUAUGAGAGCAAACACCAUCAACUUGAAGUUUUCAGCAAAGAUGUAUGCAGAUUACUUCAACAUUACUUCCACUAAUAUGGACUUGGAGCUGGAAAGUGGUCUCAGCUGCUCCAGCACGGAUCGUGCCAGUUCUGACCAGAUGGACAUCACACAGGGCUCCGGAAAGGUUGGCAAUGGAUACAAAGGUGGUGCAGCUCAUGGUGGGGUUGGAGGUGGAACUGUAGACAAUAGCAAUCAACCUGUUGCUGGUGGCUCCUACAACUCUCUAUACUGGCCUAUGCUUGCUGGCAGCAGAGGGACAUAUGAUGCAAGCACUGGACAGAAAUAUGGUGGCCGUGGAGGGGGUUGGAUCCAUUUGCGACUUGGUAAUCUCCUUAUCAACGAUGGCAGAAUGUCGGCAAAUGGAGAGGCGUCUACUAGCUCAGGUGGAGCAGGAAGUGGUGGCAGUGUGCUCAUAGAACUGUACAAGUUUGAGGGCUAUGGAGACAUUUCAUGUCACGGCGGUCAAGGUCAUGACAACAACGGUGGUGGGGCAGCCGGCAGAGUUGCGGUCCACUGUCUCACACAGAUUGUAUACGAUGGAACAUUCACUGUGUACGGUGGCAGCGGAAGAAAUGACGCUCAGAGUGCCGGUGGUGGAACAGUGUACCUUCAAGACAUCAGGAAGAGCAAGGUGUACAAAAGGCUUCUCCUGGACAACAAGAACAGGCCUCACGACAAGUAUGCGACAAUAGACGAACCCUUUGACAAGCAUUAUUUCGAUGAAGUGCAUCUGCUGAAUCAGGCCUCCCUGCACUUGGCGAACGAUAACAGGAACACUGUUCUAGACAUCUACACAAUGAUUGGGGAUGGCACGGGGCUGCUCCAUAUGCACGCCAACCAGAAACUCUUCGCCGAGUUCAGACCAAAUGUCAGAAAUGCUUUCCUCUCCGGUGUCAACUUCAUAGUGGACUACAAAUCGGAAAUCAUCUUCCCGUCAAUUACUUACAUCUAUGGUAAAGGUGUGCUACUCACAGGGAUGUCCGAAUCGCGGUCUGUUGUAAUUAAUGGCCGCUUGACAGGAAUCGCAGACCUCAUCAUGGGAUUCGAAACGCUGCUGUACUUCGACGAGCAUGCCCAUACUGCUGGUGUAGACGUUGCAGCAAGCAGCUCUGGGUCAGUUACUUACGCAGAUAUUGACGCUGAACGAACCAUCACCUUUGGUACCAUUGACCUAAGAAGCUACUCAGAAAUCAAGUAUGUUCCAGACCAGACUGUUCUCUUGCAAGUUGCAAGAAUUGAUUCACGUUUCAAAUCGGUGAUCUCAGCUGAAAGUAUCAAGGUGGUGGACUGGCAUAUUCCAGCUGGAGGCUGGAGCUAUGAUCACAUCCUCGGCCAUUUACCGGCCCCUUGACAUCCUAGAUGAACCCCUGGGGCAGGGCAUAGACGCCCAGCAGGCAGGGCUCUGUUGGAACUGGGGCUGGGUACGCCUCGCAGGGUGGAGCUGACUAUGAGACUGAUAAAUCUCUGCGAGUUGCUGGUGGCAAUUACUAUGGCAGCUUGUACACACCAAACCUAAGAGGCAGCCGGGGAGGCCGUGGAAGAAACCAGAAAGGAGGGAGUGGUGGAGGCUUCAUUAACCUAAAGGUUUCUACAGAUCUGUUGGUGGAUGGCACGGUAUCAGCUGAUGGAUCCCCAGGGGAGAGGGAUUCCUCAGGUGGUGUAGGUGAUGCUGGGGGUGGCAGUGGUGGAGCCUUACUCAUACAAUCACAGAACUUGGAAGGUCAUGGUGUGAUACAGUCUCACGGUGGAGAUGGUUACCAUGGCGGGUCAGGUGGUCGUGUUGCCGUGUACCUGGAGGAGGAGAUCUACUUCUUUGGCUCCUUUGAUUCGCUCGGUGGUAGUGGAGUUGGUCCAUAUCUAACAGCUGGUGGACCUGGUGCCAUCUACAUCAAAGACAAACGACUUUCCCGCAACUUUGAGCAAUUGCGCAUUGACAACAAGGCCAGAUCCUGGGACCACCAGUAACAUCUUGGAUGAAGUGGAGGAGAAUGGAGCAGCAAAGACAAAGUUUUACUUUGAUGAGGUCUACAUCA